This is a messenger RNA of Gallus gallus (chicken), 2703 nucleotides long. RefSeq names its product colony stimulating factor 1 (gene CSF1). The record is from RefSeq and is marked validated. The coding region runs from base 103 to 1575 and encodes 490 amino acids. NCBI's taxonomy places the organism in Eukaryota, Metazoa, Chordata, Aves, Galliformes, Phasianidae. Gene Ontology annotation, molecular function: cytokine activity; growth factor activity. The transcript has 9 exons. Gene Ontology annotation, cellular component: membrane. Gene Ontology annotation, biological process: positive regulation of macrophage differentiation; osteoclast differentiation.
AAAGGGCAGCGCGGCGGCGACGGCGGACUCAGCCCGGCCCCGCUCCGCCGCCUUCUCCCGCACCGCCCGACCCGCCGCAGCCCCGGCCCCACGGCAGCCCCCAUGCCCCGCCUCGGAUCCCAGGUGUCCCUGUUCCGCUGCACCCUGCUCUCGUCCCUCCUCCUCGUCUGCAGCAUCCAUGAGACGGAGCAGAACAGCUACUGCCAGCAGAUCAUCACCGAGCGGCACCUGGACCACCUGCAGGAGCUGGCGGACACGCAGAUGCAGCAGCCGGGCACAGUGUCCUUCAGAUUCAUCAGCAAGAUGCGGCUGAGCGACUCUGUCUGCUACGUGAAAGCCGCCUUCCCUUUGCUGGGCACCAUCCUGAACAGGACGACGUUCAAGGAGAACUCAACAAACGCCAACAAGAUGAAGACGGUGCGCAAGAUGUACGAAAACAUCGAUGAGAACGUGGACCCCUGCAUCAGGGACGAGGAUGACGAGGAGCACGCGCUGUCCGAAAUGUGCUUUGAGGAGUUCACCACGUCCCCCUACGAGAUGCUGGUGCUGGUGAGGCAGUUCUUCCAGGACAUCAAACAGCUGCUGCAGAACAAGGAGACCUUCGAGAAGGACUGCAGCCAGGUGUACCGCAGUGCGUGCGCGGGGCCCCGGCAGCACAGCUCCUCCCCAGGUGUGGGGACAGAUCCUGACUGCAAUUGCCUGUCCCCUGCCCUCCCUUCUGCCACCCAGCCCUCCCUCUCCGCUGCCACCCGUGCCGGCAGGGACGUGGCGCCCGCUAGCACCAGGGUCCCUUACCGCCAGCUCGGUGGCAUCCUGGCUGAGUUAGGCAGCAGUGCCCCGUCCGAGCCCCCCAGUAGCGUGGAGGGCAGCUCGGGGGCCGAGGAACUGCCAGGAGCCGGGCUCGGCGACGCGUCGGCGCCGUCCCCCACCAUGCAGCAGACGCUUGGAGCCCUCCUGGAUCCGGCCGCGAGCGCCGGCCCGAAGGCUGAGGACGUAUCCAUCCCGUCCCACGGGAUGCCGGAGGAGGGCGCCGGGACCCCCGCCCUCCCACAUCGGCUCCCUUCGCCGCGAGGGAUCAGCGCGGCGAUGCCGGCGGCGGUCCCCAGCAGCGGCUCUGCGCAGCGCCGCGGGGUCGGGCGCCGUCCCACCGAGAGCCCCGAGCGGGUCACGCAGCUCCGCUUCUCCAGGAUGGCUCCGCCGUUGCGGGGCCGGGCGGAGGGCGGCCCCGGGGACGGGGCGAGGGCGCGAGGCUGGGGGCUGAGCCGGCUGCGGGAGCCCGAGGACGGCGGGGCCGGACCCAGCUUUGAUUCGAGCUUUGUUCUGAGCGCAGAGCAGCGCAGGAAGGAGCCGCCAGCCGCCAGCGGGGGGCACCGGGAGCUCCUGGUGUACGUCACGGUGGCCAGCGUGGUGGCCGUGCUGCUGGCCAUGGGCGGGCUGCUCUUCUACAAGUAUAAGUCCAAGGUCCUGCAGCGGGGAGCAGCGCUAAAAGAGGGGGGCUGCGACCCCGAGGAGCCGGAGAGCAGGGCGCUGCAGGGAGCGCAGGGCUGCGCGGAGCUGGAGACGCAGGAGCUGUGAGGGCCCCCUGCGGGACGUGAUGCUGCUCGGGGGGACGGACUGGGGACGCUCCUCGCUGGGCGACGGACGGCUGCUGCUCGGCCUCCCCCCGCCGCGAUGACCCCCAGGCCCUGUCCUGCAGCUGCAACCCACGGGUGAGGAUGGCAGGACGGGGCGGUGCAGCCCUGCAGGACCCCGGCGAUGGGGCGGAUGGCACCGAGGGGCUCCACGGGGACGGCGUUGGGUGCCGCGAGUGGAACAUCUCCCCCCACCCAUCCACGGUUCCCGUUGCUCCUCUCCCACCCCUGGCACGGGGGGACCCCCGGCGCCCCAUGGGGGGACCCCUCCCGCAUCCCACCGGUGCCGAGGACCCAACGCCCGGCCUGCAAAGGGGGAAACCCUCACACUGUGAAUAUUUAAGACCCGUGGCGCCGUCCCCAUCCCGCGAUCCCAAGCUGGCCUUGGGAGCUGCCCGGCGCCGCUCUGCGCAGGAAGGCUCUCCACGAACGCGGUGGAUAAACGCUUUUAUCCAACAAAUGCACUUUGGGGGGGGGGGGUUCCCCCCUCCCUGCAGGGUUAUUGCUGCGAGCUGGCCUCGCCCCAGACUGGAUUUUGUUGCUGGAGCACAGCACGGCAAUGGGGCCGUGGCUGCAGUGUGGGGUUUGGGGGCUCAGCGGUACCCGGACUGCGUCCCACCCCACACGGCAUCCCUGCCCAGCGCCGCUCCCGGGGGGUCGGAAGUGUUAUUUUUAUAUUACAUGAGAUGCAAACGGGACGGAGCACAUUGGGGUGUGGUGGGGUUUUGUUUUUUAAAGCAUUAGUAUUGAUUUUGGGGUUUUUUUUUUCUAUGCGUAUUUAUGGACUGCCAAAAAAAGAGGCGUUUCCUGGGGGUGAUGGGGGGGGGGGGGGUGGAAGUGGGGUGCAGAGCCGGGCUGGGGCCGGAGCUGGUGCUGGCUCAGUAUGUGGGGUGUGGGUGAGGGGGGGGGGGGGGGGGGGCAGCUUUUGGAGCUCUUUCUGCCUCUGUUGUCUCAUUUUUUGUACAGUGAAAUGGUGAAAUAUUUUAUACAAAGUCAUUUAAAGAAGUCUAUUUAAGGAAAAUAAUAGAAAACAGCUUGUAUAUUUAAUAUUAUUAAUAAAGAUGGACGUGCA